Brassica napus (rape) is the source of this 3480-nucleotide messenger RNA. RefSeq names its product cytosolic endo-beta-N-acetylglucosaminidase 2-like. Gene Ontology annotation, molecular function: mannosyl-glycoprotein endo-beta-N-acetylglucosaminidase activity. Gene Ontology annotation, biological process: protein deglycosylation. The transcript is spliced from 8 exons. The record is from RefSeq and is a predicted model, not a curated record. Gene Ontology annotation, cellular component: cytoplasm. NCBI's taxonomy places the organism in Eukaryota, Viridiplantae, Streptophyta, Magnoliopsida, Brassicales, Brassicaceae. Bases 2088 to 3224 code for a protein of 378 amino acids.
UCACUAAGUUACUCUAAUCUCCCUAACCCAUGAAUUCUUAAGGAAACUACUCACUAAUCUCCAUGAAAACACUUAAUCUCAUAAUAGAUUGAAGCAUAUUCAAGUAGAUACAACAGAGAAUAAAGAUAAACAAGGAUUAAACAAGCAAAUUCAAGAGAAUAAGAAGAAAAGAAACUAAAGAUUCAAGCUUUCUCUCUCAAGAGUUCUUGUGUUCUUCAUAAAAAAGUAGAUAGAUCCCCCAUUAUUGUCUGAAAAGUAGUUAUAUAUUACUAAAACUCGAGCUGGGGUUGACCCAUAAAAACAGAUAUUUUUCUCCGUAGUGACCAUAAAAGGUCGCUACGAGAGGUCACUACGCCUGUAGCGACCUGAAAUGCCCGCUACGGGUGGCCGCUAGGACACUUAGACGAUUUUUUCGCAUUCUUGAACUCAUAGCGACCUCAUUAUGCCGCUACGGAAGACCGCUACAGAAAGCGCUUCAACUAUAGCGGUCUCUCUAACCCGCUACACACUCCCGCUACGGUACUUAGGCGCCUCAGCUCUAUCUUCUGUAGCGACCAUCUUUUGCCGCUACGCCUGGCCGCUAGGAAUGUCAUAUUGAUAUGUGUGUAGUAUUUUGAUCAUAAAUCCCUCAAUACAGCUCCAAACGACUUGAAACCACCUCCAUUGUAAAGCUAACUCAAUUUCCAGUGUCUCCACAAAUUUUGAGCUUCAGAAGAGAUCUUUAAGGCCUUCAUCCGUGUUCAUCUUUCACUCUUUGGACUCAAAAUCCCUCCAAUGGUCUUCUAACUCAUCCAUGGUGCUCUCCAACACCUGAUAUGUACAAAUGCAAUGAUAUGCAACCUAAAUGUGCCUAAAUGAUACUCUAAAUGACCAAACCAUGCAAGAAUAAGAAGUUAAAAACAUGUAAAUUCACAAGAUAUCAAUAGCAGCGGUAAUAGGAGUCAUACCUGGUAUGGCCUUUGGAUGGGUGAUUGGAUACAUACUUUUUUCUCGCAAACCAGAGUGGUUUAUGAACCCUUUUGUCCGAAACAAACGCAGACGUGGCAGCACCACAACUCAUUAAAAAGGUCUUUUAUAUCCUACCCGAGGAAUCUGAAAGAAGAAAUCCAAAGCAAUCACUAUGUCUGUCCGUAUCAAUUAAGGUUUGGGGUGUCGUUUCCGGUUUAGCUUGGUGUUUUUCUCAUUAUUCUGUUUUUACUUUUUUCUUUCUAGCAAACUUCUCCGUCUCUGGUAUUGUUUCCGGAUUAGUUUGGUGUGUGUUUCUACACAUCUCUGUUUUUUUUCUUACCUUUUUAGCAAACUUCUUUGUUUCUCUGUAAUUGAACAACUAUGUUUCGUACGCUAAAAUAUUUCAAGCACAAUCAAAGAUGUGUGGUUUUUCCCCCUCAACUGUAUGGAUGUGAGAUGAGCAAUAAACAGAUGAGCCAUAUCAAAGCUAUAAGCAACACAUGGCUUUAGAAAAUGAUAUAAAUAACCAACGUUGAGUUGGCCUAGUUGUUAAGUCCCUUGAUUGCUGAUAAUGUAGGGACUGUUGAGUUUAGAUUCUUUUGCUUUAAAUAUGUAAAAUCUAAACUAAUAACCAAAACUACAAAAAAGAAAAAGAUAUUUUCUCAAUAAAAAAUUGGGUUUAAAGAUCAUCUUCCAUUUUAUAACAAAAUUCCUCUUGGAUCAACCUAUAUUAUAUUUUCCUUGAUUGUCUUUUUAGUCGAAUCCAAGUCUUGCUUCCCUUUUGUUUAAUGUCCACAAUCUCAAAAAAGAGACAUCCAACUGAUUGGUUACUAUAAGUCUCUCUCUGGUACGUUAUUCUUUGAUUUAUCAACAUUAAUUAUACUUGCAUUUUUCUCUCCUUAUUUUCUCCAAAGUCCAUCACUUGAAAAUAAUGAUAUUUUUUUUUUCAUAUAUGCUAUGGUUUUUGUUUAGCGUAGGAAACAAGGAAACGAAGAGUGACGUCACCUUAUUUUCAUAAGCCAUCGUUCCUCGUCUUCAAUGCGAGGAGACCUUCUUCCCGGAGAACACUCGUCUCUCUCUACAAUCUCUUCUUCACCCUCUCCCAUAAGCUCCUCACUUCGUUCCCUCUCUCCCUCAUCAUGCCCAAACCAAACGAUGCGGAGGCCGUCCCGCUGCUGGAUCUAUCAAAACCGUCGACACCGAUCUCCUUCCCGAUCAAAUCACUCCAAGACCUGGAAUCUCGAUCUUACUUCGACUCUUUCCACUUUCAGUUCAACCGCUCCACAGUCCCUCUCCGGGGAGACUUACCUAAUAAUCGCCCGAGGGUUUUAGUGUGCCACGAUAUGAAAGGAGGUUACGUAGACGACAAGUGGGUCCAAGGGUGUGAAAACGACGCCGGAUACGCGAUUUGGCAUUGGUAUUUGAUGGAUGUGUUUGUUUACUUCUCUCAUUCGCUGGUGACGAUUCCUCCUCCUUGCUGGACCAAUACAGCUCAUAGGCAUGGCGUUAAGGUGUUGGGGACUUUCAUCACGGAAUGGGAUGAAGGAAAAACUACCUGCAAUGAGAUGCUUGCCACUAAGGAGUCUGCUCAGAUGUAUGCUGAGCGUUUGGCUGAGCUUGCUACUUCUCUAGGUUUCGAUGGAUGGCUGAUAAAUAUAGAGAACGAAAUAGAUAAAGAACAGGUUCCCAAUUUGAUGGAGUUCGUAAGCCAUCUAACAAAAGUCCUGCAUUUAUCCACUCCUGGGUCUUUGGUUAUAUGGUAUGAUAGUGUCACUGUUCAUGACCAUCUUAAAUGGCAAGAUCAUUUGAAUGAAAAGAACAAACGUUUCUUUGACUUGUGUGAUGGUAUCUUCAUGAACUAUACAUGGAAGGAGAGCUACCCAAAAUUAUCAGCUGAAGUUGCCGGGGACAGAAAAUAUGAUGUUUACAUGGGAAUUGAUGUCUUUGGUCGCGGCUCCUUUGGUGGUGGGCAAUGGACUGUUGAUACUGCUCUUGAUUUGCUGAAGAGAAACAAUGUAUCAGCUGCCAUUUUCGCUCCUGGAUGGGUAUAUGAGACUGCACAACCACCUAAUUUUCAUACAGCUCAGAAUAAUGUACAAUGUGUAUGCAGAGAAUGUGAAGUCAACUGGUGCACUAAGAUCGAGGAAGGUUUUGGAGAAACCAAGAAGCGAGAGAGUGUUCCUCGGAAUCUCUCACGUACCGGCUUAUUACGUAUCGGAACUGGUGGUAGAUUCGGACGUGAAAGGGGUCAGCUUCGUGGUGCAACCGUGUGGUGAAGAUGGGUUAUGGAGAAAGCUUGAUGAUUCCCCUAACCUUCUUGUGGACUUGGAGGGUCUCUCGUAGGUUGCUGGAAACAGUGAAACGAUUCAUAAUGUAUAUUACAAAAUUACAUUAAUCUAGAUAGUGGGGAAAACAUGAUAAAAAAACCUGAACUGAUAACAGAUCAUCAUCGUACAACUUCUUAAAAAUAUAAUUAAUGUACAUUAAUUUCCUUGUAUUUUAUAAUUAUAAAGAGAUCUUUUCCUUGUGCUA